ACAGACACUGAGAGAUAUCAGGUAUUGAUGCAACUGGAGUGAAUAAGGGAACCUUCUUCCUGAGCACAGACAUUGGAGCCGGUUAUCAGCAUGAACUCAUAUGUGUUAGACAAUCACUUGAAUAGUUCAUAUCCAUCCAUCACUACAGGAAGCAUCAGAAUGAUACCACAAACUCCAAAUGUCUUAGACACUAAUGACUAUUCACAGACAUUGGGGAACUCACAGCAAAUAUUUGUUGAAUUGGCAGGAACUGGGCAGCAAUCAUUAUGUACAAAGAAUAAUUUAGUCAUCAAACAAGAGGAAAACAUUUAUGCCUUAUCUAGUGAAAUUAUUAUCCCAGAGGACAAACCACCCACAUUUACUGAGAACUCAAAACAUGUUAAAGAAGGUACAAGUCUACAGUCUAGCCAAAUGAUUCAUACAAAUAAGAAACCAUUCAUAUGUACAAAAUGUGACAAAAGCUUCACAUUUAAUUUGCAUCUCCUUGAACAUCACAAAGUUCACACAGUUGUGAAAUCUCACACGUGUGCAGAAUGUGGGAGAUGUUUCACUUCCAAGGGAAACCUCACAUAUCAUGAAAGGACCCACACAGGGGAGAAACCAUUCAUAUGUACUGAGUGUGGGAAAGGUUUUAAAAAAAACGAUGAGCUGAAAACUCAUGAAAGGACUCACACAGGAGAAAAACCUUUCCCAUGUACAAAAUGUGGAAGCAAAUUUACACAUAAGAGUAAUCUGAAAAUUCAUGAAAGGAUUCACAUAGGAGAAAAGCCUUUCACAUGUACAGAGUGUGGAAAAUGUUUUACACGAAUAAGUGGUCUGAAAAGUCAUGAAAGGAUUCACACAGGGGAAAAAUCUUUCACGUGUACAGAGUGUGGAAAAUGUUUUACACACAUAAAUAGCCUGACAACUCAUGAAAGAAUUCACACAGGACAAAAACCUUUCACAUGUACAACAUGUGGAAACAAAUUUACACAUAAGAGUAAUCUGAAAACUCAUGAAAGGAUUCACAUAGGAGAAAAGCCUUUCACAUGUACAGAGUGUGGAAAAUGUUUUACACGAAUAAGUAGUCUGAAAAUUCAUGAAAGGACUCACACAGGAGAAAAGCUGUAUACAUGUACAGAGUGUGGAAAAUGUUUUGCACAAAUAGAUAAUCUGAAAACUCAUGAAAGGAGUCACACAGGAGAAAAGCCUUUCACAUGUACAGAAUGUGGAAAAAGUUAUACACAAAUAACUAGUCUGAAAACUCAUGAAAGGAGUCACACAGGACAAAAGCCUUUCACAUGUACAGAGUGUGGAACAAGUUUUACACAAAGAAAUAGUCUGAAAGUUCAUGAAAGGAGUCACACAGGAGAAAAGCCUUUCACAUGUACAGAGUGUGGAAAAAGUUUUACACAAAUACAUAGUCUGAAAACUCAUGAAAUGAGUCAUACAGGAGAAAAGCCUUUCACAUGUACAGAGUGUGGAAAAAGUUUUAGACAAUAUGUAAAUCUGAAAACUCAUGAAAGGAUUCACACAGGAGAAAAGCCUUUCACAUGUACAGAGUGUGGAAAAUGUUUUACACAUAUAAACUGUCUGAAAACUCAUGAAAGGAUUCACACAGGAGAAAAGCCUUUCACAUGUACAGAGUGUGGAAAAAGUUUUGCACAUAUAAAUGGUCUGAAAACUCAUGAAAGGAGUCACACAGGAGAAAAGCCUUUCACAUGUACAGAGUGUGGAAAAUGUUUUACAGAAAAGAGUAAACUGAAAAUUCAUGAAAGGAUUCACACAGGAGAAAAACCUUUCACAUGUACAGAGUGUGGAAAAUGUUUUACAGAAAAGGGUUAUCUGAAAAUUCAUGAAAGGAUUCACACAGGAGAAAAGCCUUUCACAUGUACAGAGUGUGGAAAAUGUUUUACAGAAAAGGCUAAUCUGAAAACUCAUGAAAAGAUUCACACAGGAGAAAAGCCUUUCACAUGUACAGAGUGUGGAAAAUGUUUUACACAAAUAAAUGAACUGAAAACUCAUGAAAGGAUUCACACAGGAGAAAAGCCUUUCACAUGUACAGAGUGUGGAAAAAGUUUUGCACAAAAGAGUAAUCUGAAAAACCAUGAAAGGAGUCACACAGGAGAAAAGCCGUUCACAUGUACAGUGUGUGGAAAAAGUUUUACACAAAUGUAUAGUCUGAAAACUCAUGAAAUGAUUCACAAGGGAAGAAACUUUUCACAUGUUUAUAAAGGGGAAAAAAUGUUUUCCAUUUAAAUGGGAGGUGAGUCCAUGGCUUUAUUCAUUACUAGUGGGAAUUAUGUGCCAUUAUUAAUUAAUUUUAACAACCACUGUGACCAAUGCCACUAUCUACAGACUACGUGCUGUAUUGUUGCUAGUAGUCAGGCAUAUUAAUACUGUAUUACAUAAGGUAGGAGCAUUUAAUUGUAAUGCGCUAGCUGGUAUUGGAAUGUGAGGCACUACGUCUGCUGUGUGAGAAUCCGUCUCAUUAAUAAUGACUUUUAACAAACACUAUAAACAAUGCCACUGUCUAAAAAUAAAGCGCUACGUUGCCACUAAUAAUUAGCCUUAUCAACAUUAUAUUGCAUAUGGUAUAGGCAUUAAGUAAUUGCUAAAUGCCUGGUAUCAUAGUACACGGCACUACAUAGAUUAUUUAGGAGUGAGUUUCGCUAGUACAGAAUUUUGGUAAACUGUAUGCACAGUGCCUCUGUCUCAGGAUUGAGCGCUACAUUGCCAUUAAUAAUCAGCCUUUAUAUUUGAUAAGGUAUGAGCGUAAAAUUAUCAUUAAUUAACAGAUAUCAUAAU
Messenger RNA from Bombina bombina (fire-bellied toad), 2787 nucleotides. Its product is annotated as oocyte zinc finger protein XlCOF6. The transcript has 4 exons. Gene Ontology annotation, biological process: regulation of transcription by RNA polymerase II. The coding region runs from base 91 to 2238 and encodes 715 amino acids. Lineage: Eukaryota; Metazoa; Chordata; Amphibia; Anura; Bombinatoridae. The record is from RefSeq and is a predicted model, not a curated record. Gene Ontology annotation, molecular function: DNA-binding transcription factor activity; RNA polymerase II cis-regulatory region sequence-specific DNA binding.